Messenger RNA from Anopheles gambiae (African malaria mosquito), 1147 nucleotides. Its product is annotated as sugar transporter SWEET1. Gene Ontology annotation, cellular component: membrane. NCBI's taxonomy places the organism in Eukaryota, Metazoa, Arthropoda, Insecta, Diptera, Culicidae. The record is from RefSeq and is a predicted model, not a curated record. Gene Ontology annotation, molecular function: sugar transmembrane transporter activity. The coding region runs from base 197 to 871 and encodes 224 amino acids. The transcript is spliced from 3 exons. Gene Ontology annotation, biological process: carbohydrate transport.
AAUAGAAACAAUCUCCAAUGCUCCAAUGCUAGAUUCGGCCGUCGGGUCGGGUUCCUUCUGUGUCGCUUAGUGUAUGUGCGGUGGCAAGCGAAGUAACAUCGCGCAGCAGCAUAACACGCGCUCUGACCUUGGAGCUUGGGAAGGGUGGUUUUUGGUGUUUCGGUGUCGUGUAGUGUGGGGAAGUGAAUAAUCAACCAUGGAGGCCAUAUCGGAGGCGCUGCAGCCGUACAAGGAACAGGUGGGCAUGGCGGCCGGCAUCCUCACGGUGGGACAAAUGUUUAGCGGAUGCUUCGUGUGCAACGACAUCCGGAAGAAGGGCACUACGGACGGCUUCUCAGCGAUGCCGUUCGUCGGUGGUUGCGGACUCACUGUGCUCUUCCUGCAACACGGCAUGCUGAUGAACGAUUCCGCCAUGACCAAUGCGAAUCUGGUCGGUCUGACGAUCAGCCUGGCCUAUGCCAUAUUUUUCCUACUCUACACGCCGCCCACCGGGCGGUCUAGCUACUGGCGACAGGUCGGCGGAACGGCACUGUUCACGAUCACCCUGCUGGGGUACGUCAAGGUGGAGAACCCGUCCGUGGUGGAGGAUCGCUUCGGCAUGAUCAUUACCGUGCUGAUGCUGGCCCUGAUCGGGCAGCCUUUGUUCGGCCUGCCGGACAUCAUACGCCGCAAGAGCACGGAGGGCCUCCCGUUCGCCAUGAUCCUGUCCGGUACGAUCGUUGGGCUGAGCUGGCUGCUGUAUGGUGUGAUUUUGAACAAUGUGUUCGUGGUGUGCCAGAACCUGGCUGCCGUUACGCUGAGCGGCAUUCAAUUGGCACUGUUUGCGAUAUAUCCUUCGAAGGCAGCCGCUCCGAGCAAGAAGCGCGAAUGAACCAAAAGUAUUGUUAGUGGUAAUACUGGUAAAACGACUAGGAUUAAAUGUCAGCAGCUAAUGAAAUUAGCUCAUUCUAUGUGAUUGCCGUUACAAAACCGCUGCAUUUAUAAUGCAAUUGCCUAAAAACGCAAGAGUGAACCAUUGCAUUAAUGCAAGUAAAUGUCCGUACACAAGAAAUAACAAUCUGGACGUGCUAAGACUAUUUUGCAAUAAAUCAUCAUCUUUCAAUAAAUAAAACGAAAAAGGUAAAUAAUAAAACAUAUGAUCCUAAAA